GCAGGAGGGACUCAACUCGCGGAGGGCUGGGUUUAAAAAGACUGGGGGAAAAAGAAGACGGGAAGAAAAGCGAGGGGCGCUCUCCGAGAGACCCUCAUUUUCCUUAGAAUAAACAUCGCCCAGUUUGAAGAUCCCCGCUCGAGCCUUAUAUAGGAGGAGCAAGCCCUUUCGCUCCUUUCUCCAGUUCGCGGCUUGUUCUAAACUUCAGCAGGAGGUCGGCAGAAUCGGAAAUCGAGUAGCUCUCUUAAGGUUUCCCCUCCCCUUCCGCCCUCCCCUUAUGGAAAUCCAGGGGGGUUUCCCAGACUGUGGAAGCCAGAAUUGCAGGAGGUGGAGGGAAAUCAGUGGGACUGGUCUCUGUCCGUGAGCCGCCACGAUCGCGCAAGAGCCGUUGCUCUGGUCACUUGUCUGCCUGCACGCCGUUCCCCGAGGCCGCCGACUUGGAGCUGCGGCUGGGUGGAUUUGUCUGCUUGUCUCGAAAGAGCCCCUUCGGGUCUGCUCGUCUCGCGCUCCCGGGGCAACCGUAAAUCAGUUUUGGUUGAAGACGGUAUCCAGGGAACCCAUUUCUCUCUUUGGGAGAUGCCUGCUGGUUGUUGCUAAGGUUGCUUCCACAGUAACAUGUGCAUCUUGUUUACACCCUCAUCGGAAGAAGUUGAACUUGGCUAAUUCCACUAGUAUCACCUAGGAAGCAAGAGAAGGAAGUGCUGGAUCUGCAGUCUUACAAUCUUGCAUGAGACCCUUUUUCCUCCUCGAGGAGUUGUGUCUAACCCCCUACCAAACACUGGACUGCAUUUCAUGUGGAGCUCCAAAAGUUUCAUUGCCUGCUCUUGGUAGAGGAAAGAGAUCUAGAGGUAAAAAGGAACACACAAUUUUUUCUGGCCUGUUUCCUCACUGAACCUACUCCCUUGUUGUCAAGAUGACAAAUAACUCUGCGGAUCAUCAUCCUGGGAACUCUGUGGCAGAAGGCAGCUAUGAAGGGGACUUUGGCUGCUCCGUUAUGGACUUACGGAAUCUUAUGGAGCUUCGCAGUUCGGAAGCUGUGACCCGAAUAAAUGACACCUAUGGGGGAGUGCAUAAUAUUUGCAAGAGAUUGAAGACUUCACCAGUCGAAGGCUUGUCUGGGAACCCAGCAGAUCUAGAAAAAAGAAGACAAGCAUUUGGCCAGAAUUUCAUCCCACCUAAAAAGGCCAAAACCUUCCUGCAGUUAGUUUGGGAAGCAUUGCAGGAUGUCACAUUAAUCAUCUUGGAAAUUGCAGCCAUAAUUUCUCUGGGUCUCUCUUUCUAUCAUCCUCCUGAUGGUGACAAUGAAAUAUGUGGAGAAGCAAAGGGCAGCGCAGAAGAUGAAGGUGAAGCUCAGGCUGGCUGGAUUGAGGGAGCAGCCAUCCUCUUCUCAGUUAUUAUUGUGGUGUUGGUCACAGCUUUCAAUGACUGGAGCAAAGAGAAACAAUUCCGGGGUCUGCAGAGUCGCAUCGAGCAGGAGCAGAAAUUUACUGUCAUCCGUAAGGGACAGGUGAUCCAAAUUCCUGUAGCUGAGAUUGUGGUUGGGGACAUUGCUCAAAUCAAAUAUGGGGAUCUGUUGCCAGCAGAUGGCAUUUUGAUUCAAGGAAAUGAUUUGAAAAUUGAUGAGAGCUCUCUGACUGGGGAAUCUGACCAAGUGAAGAAAUCUUUGGAUAAAGACCCUAUGCUGCUUUCUGGCACUCAUGUAAUGGAGGGCUCUGGUCGAAUGGUGGUGACUGCUGUGGGUAUCAACUCACAGACUGGAAUAAUUUUUACUCUUUUGGGCGCCAGUGAAGGGGAUGAGGAGAAAAAAGCCAAGAAAGGUAAAAAAACCGGAGCCCCUGAAAAUCGCAACAAAGCCAAAACUCAGGAUGGAGUGGCCCUGGAGAUCCAACCACUGAAAAGCCAAGAAGGGGUGGAAAAUGAGGAGAAAGAGAAGAAAAAGGUGAAGGUCCCAAAGAAGGAGAAAUCAGUGUUGCAGGGAAAGCUUACCCGCCUGGCAGUUCAGAUUGGAAAAGCAGGAUUGAUUAUGUCAGCAAUCACAGUUAUUAUUUUGGUGCUAUAUUUUGUGAUCGACACUUUUGGGAUUCAAGGAAGAUCAUGGCUGGCUGAAUGUACUCCCAUUUAUAUCCAGUACUUUGUCAAGUUCUUCAUUAUUGGUGUCACUGUGCUAGUAGUAGCUGUUCCUGAAGGCCUGCCCCUGGCUGUCACUAUUUCUUUGGCCUACUCUGUGAAGAAAAUGAUGAAAGAUAACAAUCUGGUUCGGCAUCUGGAUGCUUGUGAGACAAUGGGAAAUGCCACCGCUAUUUGCUCAGAUAAGACUGGGACCCUUACCAUGAAUCGAAUGACUGUGGUGCAAGCUUAUGUGGGAGAUACCCACUACCGACAGAUUCCUGACCCAGAAGCUAUUCUUCCCAAAGUCCUGGACCUUAUUGUCAAUGGUGUUUCAAUAAAUUCAGCCUAUACCUCUAAAAUCUUGCCACCAGAGAAAGAAGGAGGACUGCCACGUCAAGUCGGAAAUAAGACAGAGUGUGGACUUUUGGGCUUUGUUCUGGACUUGAAGCAGGAUUAUCAAGCUGUCCGUAGUGAAGUGCCUGAAGAAAAGCUCUAUAAGGUCUACACCUUCAAUUCUGUCCGUAAAUCUAUGAGUACAGUGCUAAAAAACCAGGAUGGGAGUUUUCGCAUGUACAGCAAAGGAGCCUCUGAGAUCAUCCUACGCAAGUGCACAAAAAUUUUGGACAAAAAUGGGGAAACUCGAUUAUUUAAAGUGAAAGACCGGGAUGAGAUGGUGAAAAAAGUGAUUGAACCAAUGGCUUGUCAGGGGCUGCGCACUAUUUGUCUAGCUUACCGGGAUUUCCCUGGUGUUGUUGAACCUGACUGGGAUGCUGAAAAUGAGAUUUUGUCUGACCUUACUUGCAUCACUGUUGUUGGCAUUGAGGAUCCUGUUCGUCCAGAGGUACCUGAGGCCAUUCAGAAGUGCCAGCGUGCUGGUAUUACUGUCAGGAUGGUUACAGGUGAUAAUAUCAACACAGCACGUGCCAUUGCAACUAAGUGUGGGAUCUUGCUGCCUGGAGAGGACUUCCUAUGCUUGGAAGGAAAGGAAUUCAAUCGUCUCAUUCGCAAUGAGAAAGGAGAGGUGGAGCAAGAACAACUGGAUAAAAUCUGGCCUAAACUUCGAGUCUUGGCACGUUCUUCACCAACUGAUAAACACACCCUUGUGAAAGGAAUUAUUGACAGUACUGUUGGGGAACAGAGGCAGGUGGUAGCUGUAACUGGAGAUGGCACCAAUGAUGGCCCAGCCUUGAAGAAAGCAGAUGUUGGAUUUGCUAUGGGCAUUGCUGGCACAGAUGUGGCUAAGGAGGCUUCAGACAUCAUCCUGACAGAUGAUAAUUUUACAAGCAUUGUUAAGGCAGUAAUGUGGGGCCGCAAUGUAUAUGACAGCAUUUCCAAAUUCCUGCAGUUCCAGCUGACAGUCAAUGUAGUGGCUGUGAUUGUGGCUUUCACGGGUGCUUGCAUCACACAGGAUUCACCUCUGAAGGCUGUCCAAAUGUUGUGGGUGAACUUGAUCAUGGACACUUUUGCCUCAUUAGCUCUUGCCACAGAACCCCCUUCAGAGUCUUUGCUCCUGCGUAGGCCAUAUGGUCGCAACAAGCCACUAAUUUCCCGAACCAUGAUGAAGAACAUUCUGGGACAUGCCGUGUAUCAGCUCACCAUUAUUUUCACAUUACUUUUUGCAGGUGAAAUUUUUUUUGAUAUUGACAGUGGCCGGAAUGUUCCCCUCCACUCUCCACCCACUGAACAUUACACAAUUGUCUUCAACACUUUUGUCAUGAUGCAACUGUUCAAUGAAAUCAAUGCUCGCAAAAUUCAUGGGGAAAGAAACGUAUUUGAGGCCAUCUUCCGGAAUCCAAUCUUCUGUACAGUGGUGCUAGGAACCUUUGUUGCUCAGAUUAUUAUUGUGGAAUUUGGUGGUAAACCAUUUAGUUGCUCUGGACUUACCUUGAGUCAGUGGUUUUGGUGUAUUUUCAUUGGUGUAGGAGAGCUGCUUUGGGGACAGUUGAUCAGCACUAUUCCAACAAAUCAACUGAAAUUCCUGAAAGAGGCCGGUCAUGGGAUUACCAAAGAAGAUAUUGCAGAAGAAGAGUUGCCUGAAGGUCUAGAUGAAAUUGACCAUGCUGAAAUGGAGCUUCGACGUGGACAAAUCCUGUGGUUCCGUGGUCUAAACAGAAUACAGACUCAGAUGGACGUAGUUUACACAUUCCAGACCGGCGCCUCCUCUUUACAGGGAGCCCUCAGGAGACAGCCUUCCAUCGUGAGCCAACACCACGAUGUAAAAAAUGUUUCUAGCCCAACCCAUAUCAAGGUGGUGAAUGCGUUCCGUAGCUCCCUGUAUGAAGGCCUCCAGAAACCCGAAUCCAGAAGCUCCAUUCAUAACUUCAUGACUCAUCCAGAGUUCAUCCACGAGGAAGACGAGCCUCAGACCCCAUUCCUCGAUGGCACUGAUGAAGACUUGGAAGCUGAAGAACUUAAAAAGCAAAGUGAAGAGAGCCCAGGGGAGUCCUCAUCUCUCAACACAAAUAACAAUGCAAUGGACAGCAAUAUAGCUGAGGACACCAUGCCAGAGCCAGAAAGCCCUUUACACAGCUUGGAAACAUCAGUUUGAUCUCUGAACUUUGACCUUCCUGCUUCCCCUUUCUUUAGGCAACAAAGGCACCAACAUCUGACCACACACUGCAGCUACUUUGGCCAAUUUCCUCUGCAUCCUCUUUAUGAUUUCUUGGCUGCAGAAAUCAUGGUAUCACCUAGGUAGAGUUGUAUUUUCAACCAAUUGCUUGGCAGAGGUGCCUCCCUCAUGAAAGAAAUCACCAGUGUGAUCAUCAUCUUCUCAAGUUUGGUACCACAUGUCUGUAGUAGUACUUGCUCAAGUUAUAUGCUUAAAUAGAGAAGCUCUAGAUACCCUUUAAAAGUUUGAUGUAUAGCAUCUAUGGCACAGUUGCAAGUUAUGUCCUUAAUUUUGUUUAUGGAAUCAGAAUCCUAGAUGCUUUUAUAUGUCCUUGGGAAGAUGACAAUGAGUGUCAUAAAAAUGUUAUUAAAGGGGAGGGGUGGGUGAUCUGAGUAAGGAGUUAGAUGUGAACCCAGUCUUGCACAGAACAAGCUGGGGAAGAACUGCUAUCAAUCCUUAUGCUAUUUUAUUUCUAUUAUCUCUUUGUUUCCAGGGUAGUGUCAGUCACAAAAGAUAAGGAGGAAUAUAUAGACAGUCUUAAAAUAUAUUUUUAAAAAAGGAAUAAAGCUAAUCAUAAGGAGAUACAGCAGUGCCAUAUAUCCUGAGAGAUUGAAAUGUUAAGGGGUUUGGUUUUUAAUUGAAAUUUACUUUUUUAUGAUUUCAGAUCAAAAUAUUUUGGAAUUACAUAUUAGCUGAGAUACAUUUAUGUAUUACAUAUUACUUGUUUAAUUGGAACUUCAUCAUUCUGAACAUCAUUCUGAAUAUGUCAUCAGUAACAUCUCAACCCCUCUGAUUCCAAACAAGGUGGAACAAGUAUGGGUUUGUUACUUCUGCCCAAUUUUUAUUUGGAUAAUUAGAAGGAGCCAGUUCUUUGGAGAGUGCAAGCUAUAAAGGCCAGCUCUGAUAAGAGUCUGUCAGUUCUUACAGGUUUUUUUAACUACUUUUUGAAUGCUGAAGAGUGAAAAAAUAACAGGAAAAUGUCUUGGCCACACAUACCUACACAGAAUGUUUUUGUGCAUACAGAAAAUGUAAAUGAACCAGUUCCGUACAUUUGGGACAUACUGUGUAGUAUUGUGGCACAAAGCACUUUCCUUAGUUGAUAAGGAUAAGAGUCUCCCCGUUUCUUGUUAUCAAUUUUUCCUCCCCCCCCCCCAUCUUGUACUGAAAGGAUGCUUGCUGGUCUCAUCUUGAUACAGUUGCAAUAUUGAGAUGCUGGUCUGGUGGGAGGUCACUGUUUUACCCUUACCAACCAUAGCCAUCCGGGGAGCAAAUGAAACUGCUUGUAUAGAAUUUCUGCAAGAGUUGUGGGGCAUCUAACCAAACGUGCACUAAUCUAGCCCCUUAUGUUAGUUUGCAGCGCUUUUCUUGGGAGAUAUUACCUGGAAGCAAAGAGAACCUAAUAGUUCCUACUUCUUUCAAAAGUUUUAUUGUCUGGCCAUCUUCCUAGCAUUCAAGUGUGUGCAAAUUUUUGCUGGAAAUUAGUUUUUUUUUAAAUUGCUUUUCCUUUUCCUUUGGAAGAACGCACAGCAGAAAAUCCUGUGCCUUGUCUAAGCACUGCCCAAAGCACUGCCUGUCAUAUUUCUAUGAGUCCAGUACUUUGCCAAGAGAUAAGUGUUCCUUAAGCAAAGACAAAAUGAACCAAGAAGGAAAGUAAAUUGUCUCUUGAUUCGACCCUUUAAGCCCAAAUCCUUCUACCUGAUUGAUUGGUCAUUGAAUUUCAUCCUGAGUUCAAAGUAGACUGAUGAAGAUUCCUUUUCCAUAGCUGUUCUUUUCCAGGGUUGCUGUAAAGAGGGCUUGUAUGCUGGGCUCAGCAAACUGCCAUUAUCUGGAAUAAAAAAAAAAAAGCCCACCCAUGUUCCAUCCUCUGAAUUGCAAAUAAGGCCCUGAGUCAUUCUCGCCCUCCUUCCUCCUUCCAGACACAUCACUUCAUUCCUUUCACCUGAACUAUAUAAAUUGGGAGGACUUGGGGAGUGGAGCUCCAUUUCUUGUUGUGCAACCUAUCAGAUAAGGGGAAGGGCGCCCCUUUUCAUUUCAUUCUGUUCAAAACAUUGCAAUGCUUCGAGGUCAUUUUUCUAUUUUAAAUACUUGCAAAAACAAAAUGGGGGGGUAGGCGCCUGCGUGAAUAUUUGUGAAUUAUUUGGGGGAGGGAAUACUGAUUUUAUUUUUAUGUUUGGGUGGUUUUUUUAAUUGAAACAAUUUUUGGAAGAAGAAGAAACUCACUCCAACUAUCUGUAAUUGACAGAUUGCAGUGAGCUAUCUGACCUACAUUUUUAUCCAUUGUUUUCCUUUUUUCUGUCUAGUUUCCUCAGGGGACAGGGGAUAAUUAUAUAAAUAUUAUGCAAAAAAUAUAUAGUUUUCUUUAGAUCAGAAACGUAUAUUUUUAAGUCAGCCAUAUGUAUUUUGUUUAAAAGAAACAAAGCUGUGAGUUACGUAACUGCAGUGGAAUGUAGUCACAUGGCUGGCAGUGGAAAAUGAAUGUUUGGUCAGACUCUUGUCAGCUUCCUUUCUCUAAACAGCCAUCUUUGUAAUAAAGUCAGUUGUGUUAUACAAAACUGUUUUUUAUAUAAAUUAUGUUGAUAUGGCAAGUUGCUUAAAGUAUAAGUGUUUUACAGUGCAUACAUUUUUAAAUGUAAAAUAGUUGAGUUUUUCCUAAUUUAGUUUUUGGUUAUAAAAUUAGCUGAAGUUGACUGGCUGAAGUUAUUCAAAACCUGUAGCAUAUGCUGCCAUGAGAGAGGAUCUAAGAUGAAAGCAAGGAGUCCACUUUGCAGAUUUAUGGAUGCGCACCCUCGCCCAUUGGCCGCCUUGCUGGUUCCGUUAAUACUUUUGAUCCUCUGUCUAGAGAAACAGAAGGAUUUCUCCUUCCUUAUGUCAAAAUAAUUGAACAGUUCUGUCCAAAGUUGACUACAUCAGCCAUCUGAGAAAAGGCAAGUAAACCCAAUUCAGCAAAGAUCAGCUCUUCAGUACAAAGUGCACACUUUAUUUUAUUUUAUGUUAUGUUAUUUUAUUUUUACCCUAUGCAGCAUUCUUCUGGAUGUAGCUAACAUCCAAAUAAAGUGGUUCCUGCACACAACUCCACUUAUAAGUGUAGUCUAUCCUUACUGGGUGGGAGUGGUGUUAGAUUAUAAUUUCUUACAACAGUAAGUAUGCCGUUAGAAACAAAACUAUAUUUGCAGGAAGCAAAUAAUAAUGGGAGGGAGAAAUAAUUCAAGAUUGUGCCAUGCCAGAUGGAAGAUGAGGUAGUAUCCUCUUGUGUACAUUAUUAUGCUUGGGAUUAUUUAUUUAAAAAAGGAAAUGGGCCCUAGAGCAGUUUUUCAUCUGUUUCUUAAUAAUAGGAAUAUAUUCUUUUUGUUAAACAAAUUGGCACAUUGGUACCAAAGACAUUACAUUGUUUCCUACGUGCAGUGAAAAAAAAUCCAUUUUCAGGAGCUAAAACUGUGCAGUUGGUUCUUUUUAUUCUAUUGCCACAGGGAUCUAGUUUAAUUUUUUAAAGUUUUGUGCAAUACGUUUUAGGAAAAUAUUAUUUUAAAAGGCAUUUCUAAGAGGAAAACAAAUCUAAUUGUAAUUUUAGCCAUGGGCAAUCUAAAUGAAGAUUUAUACCAUAACCAUGUUUUAGGGUAAUAUUUGAGCAGUAGUAUAAAACACUUGAGUGUUCAUUUAGACUUUUGAUCUAAGGACCAACACAAACACCCAUUAUAACGGGGCUGCAAGCAAGUCCACUAAAGGUCUCCAAUAAUUCCAAUUCAAUGACCGUAUUUUUUAAAAAGUGUUCUUUAAUGGAUCAGUAUUUGCUGAGCACUCCUAGUUCAGCAUUUUUAUCUGACCUACAAUUGAUGAGAUUACAACAAUUAUUGGGAUUGUUAUAACCCUAAGAACAGGCACAGCUUUAAAAAAUACAGGAAGGCAAUUACAGUUUCUAGAUGUGUCAUGGAAGUCUUUUAUGAAUGAGCUUCACCAGAUUCUAUAGUCUUUACGAGGGUCGUCUUGAUGGAGGAUUUACCACUCUGCCACUAAAGGAAAUAAAUAAAACUCUCACUUCAGCCCAUGAUGCUUUUAGAAUUGCUUCAAUGUGACAACCAAUAUCGCUGCACACUAAUACUCUAUUCUACUUAACUUUUUGUUGUGC
Messenger RNA from Pseudonaja textilis, 8840 nucleotides. The record is from RefSeq and is a predicted model, not a curated record. Lineage: Eukaryota; Metazoa; Chordata; Lepidosauria; Squamata; Elapidae.